AUGACGAGUCCAAAUAUAUCUUUGUUGAUAUGGUGUGAUGGUCGUAUUGUGAGUUCUCCGUGUGGAAUAGAAUACCACGGGGGUCGUCCGGUUAAUAUGGCGCUUAGCGAGAGAAUGAGUUUCGAGGAAUUACAAAAUAUUUGUAGAAGAGCAGUUUCUACCGACGGGGAAGUAGAAAUUUCAAAAAUCUACUUCCGGCUUCCAAGAAUAGUUGAGGGUGCGAUACGGUCGUACUCGUUGUUUUCUGUGGAGAAUAACGAGCAUGUGUUUGGAAUUCUGAACGAGGUCGUGCGGUAUCCGCAACUCGAGAUUUUGGAAUUGUACGUGGAAUACGAGGUCGUGGUUCGCAACAAGACUUUACUAGAUCAGUUGGUCUUAUGUGAUUCAAGCGGGUCUGAGAGGGGUAGUGGUGAAGAGGAAGAAGAGGAAGAAGAGGAUUUCUACGACAGCAACGAAGAGGAUGUCGAGGAAGACUUAGGAGCAGAUUCACAAUAUGAGUCGCAACUUCCUGAGCAUGUAAGAACGGCGGAUCUUUGCGACUUUGACGUCGCCCCGGAGGAUGAUGAAAAGAUUAUGUGGGAUCCUGGGAUGGAAUUCCGAGUAGGGAUGGUAUUCCCAAAUCGCGAUGCCGUCCGAGCUUGUGCGACUACUUAUUCGGUCGGGGUGGGAAGAGAGUUCAAGGGUCGCCGGACUACCAACUCGACAAUAGUGUUGGCUUGCAGGCAGAACCCUAUCGUUUGGCAGCCAUACUCCGACGACGUUCUCCAGUCCAUCCCACAGAUGUACCUGACAGGGCGACAUAUUUGGCGUGCCCGAGUGCCAAUGAUCUAUUAUCACAUCGUGGAGUGGCACCAGCCGGAUAGGGUUCUGCAGCAGUUCGGCUUACAGCAGCCCAUUCCCCUGCCUGCUAUGCAAGAUCGGCGCCUUCAUAACAUCCAGUAUCAGGGGAACUACAACUUUGAUGAGCUGCUCUCAGAUUACAUUCAGAUUUGGAACAACAGAGCGGCUUACGUUGUUCAGGGUUACCAGCUCCAGCGUCCACCUCACUACCAUUCAGCGUAUAUGGAGUGGUUUCGGAGCCGCAGCCGGCGUUGGAUUACCCAUGAGGGCGCAGCGGCCGGACAGAGUCGCGACACUUUCGAGAUGAUCGCCCUUCAGAGAGAGGCGCGUGCGUCUAGGAUUGGGACUGCUGCACGCAGUUCUCAAUUAGCUUACGGAGAGGAGCGCCGUGACGUCACACUGCCCCCACCAGAGCCAGCAGUUCCGGCUUACGUACUACCUCCUCUUCCUCCCCUGACCAUCGAUCUGGCUCACAUCAGGGGAGCGCGUAGACGGCAUCCUAGAGUCGCCCCGCCUCGCGAGCGCCCGGCAGACCCUAUCCCCCCACCGGUCUACUUCCACUUCGAUCCUACAGCCACUACAGACAGACAGGGGGAGUACUAUGGCCCGACUCAGUACUACGGUUCCACUUCCACUUCAGCAUCACAGCCUCCGUGGCAUCAGACCUAUUUCCCACAGGGACCCCAGGUAUCAUCGUAUCAGGUCCCGCCUUCGUCGAUGCCGUUUUUUGAGCCGUCGUACGGACAGACAGCAUAUGCCACUUCUCUGGGCACACCACCGGCGUCUCAGUUCCAGCAGGCCACACCACCGGCGUCUCAGUUCCGGCAGGCCACACCACCGGCGUCUCCGUUUCAGCAGACCACACCACCGCCGUUUGCUGCAUCAGAUCAGUAUUACCGUCCAGCGCCAUAUACAGAUGCUCAACCGUUCACGUCUUUCGAUCAGUGUUACCGUCCCACGAUGCCUUCGGAUGAUCAGCCGUCGACGUCACAUUCGCGGCCAUCUUCUUCUCACCAGGCCCAGGAUCCAUCACAGCUACAUUUUACACUGUCAGAGUCAUGGUUAUUCGGUCCGGAGAUCGGUUCAGAGGCGUACGAGGAGCUUUUAUCACGACCGGAUCUCACACCUCCAUCUUUUAGACUUCUACCGCCCACACAGGAGGAGACCGGUACUGCACCACCAGCAGCAGACGUUCAGCAUUCAGCUCAGGACGAGGACGCCUCCGACAGCGGCGAGAGCCCUCCGGUACCCAGACAGUUUCACUCGAUCACAGACAGCUCGCGGCACCGACGAGAGACUCACGGUUUGAGGGUACAGAGACCGAGGACUCGUAGAUAUGAGGAUUAGAUUUCAUAUCUUUCUUUAUUUAUCGAUUUUUGUAUUUUAGUAUAUGUUGUAUGUUUACUAUAUUAUGUAUAUUAUAUUCGUGUGUUAUAAUUGUUAUUUUGUUA
Messenger RNA from Mercurialis annua (annual mercury), 2291 nucleotides. RefSeq lists its product as uncharacterized. NCBI's taxonomy places the organism in Eukaryota, Viridiplantae, Streptophyta, Magnoliopsida, Malpighiales, Euphorbiaceae. The record is from RefSeq and is a predicted model, not a curated record. Bases 1 to 2187 code for a protein of 728 amino acids. The transcript is spliced from 4 exons.